UGAACUUUGGCGGCGGUUGCGGGCCGUUGGUUGUGAGAGCUGUGUUGUGACUUUCGCUUGAAAUUUGUUGACGUACCCGUUCCUGUGUUAUACGUAUUCCUCGUAGAAAAUAUUUCAGAGCUUAGCUUGCUAGGCUUUCCAGGCGUGCUAGUGUAACUGUCUAGCUCGGGCGUUGCCAAAAUGGACGAUAUUGACGAAUAUGCCAGAAAGCUCGCAGAACGCACAAGGGCCAGGGGCAGAAACCUGCGUCACAAAACGGCGGAACCAGCUCCCUCAAAGCGCAGUCUAACUGCUGAUGAUUUAAAUUGUCGAUGUGAUGGUGAUACCGAGAAGAAGGUUUCACCUCCAAAGCGACAAUGUCUUGGUGAUGACAAGGAGAAUGGAGAUGCAGAGUCAAAAAGAGUUGGAACAUUGCGAAGUUUGAAGCAGUCUCCAUCAGCACUGGCAUCCAAGUGUACAGAUGAUGCUGAGUGGGUGGCAGUGCCAAGGCAUGUGCUUGUUGGAGAUGACAAUGCGGCACCUAGAGGACUGGCAGUUCUCAGACGGAAGCAUGAUACAUCGCCAAAUUUUAGCUCUAAGGAACGUCAGCAGGCCUUCAGUCAGGCGGCGGCCCUUGAUGAACAAAAGAGAGCACCCAGGGGCCUUGCAGCUCUUCGGAGAAGGCAAGAGGUGUUACUUGAUGCAGAUAUGGCUCCAUCUAGCACCUGUGGGCCAAAGUCAUCGACUCUUGCAAAGAUAGACAAGUCUAAGCAGCCUCCUAGCUGUAAGGACUUAGAGGUGAAUGGUCUCCAUGCAAGUUCACAGAAAAACAACUGGGAUCCCAAGGUUAUUGCUAGCUUGGAAGCCCAAGGUUUCAUGAAAUCUCCAUCAGCUUCAAAGUUAAGCUACGCAUUUAAGCCAAAUGCCUACUGUGAAGCACCUGGCAACUCUGAUUGCCCUGCUGAAGUGGAAACAAAUGAAGGAUCCAGUACUGUCUCUGCCUCACCUCCACUGCCACCACCAUUGCCUUCAGCUAUAACUGUUGUCAGCACUAAGAAAACAUCAGAAAAAGCGAACGUGCCCAACGUAACGGUCAUACACCAGAAACCACCUAACAAUCCUCGCCAAGGUGGAGUGCCACAAAAAUCGCAAGCUCAGCAACUGGGGAGAGAUCCUAGUGAGCUGUCACUACAGCAACGGAGAGCUCUCUUUGAAGCUGCAGUGGUUGCUGAGCAGGCAGAGCAGCCCUGUGAAGCACCUGAGAAUUUGUCUGUGGCCCAGCGUAAGGCACUGUUUGAACAGCAGAUGAAGCUCUCUAAGGCAGCAGCAGAGCGCUCAUAUCCGGUGGUGAAGCAAAGCAAGCCUUUAGAAAAGCAUGUGUGCAACCAAGCCAAAACAUCUGCCGCACCAAGUCACUGUGAGGCCACUUUGGAGGAGCCGGAGCGACACUGCAGGGUUGCUGAAGCACGUGCCCGACUAGAGGCCAUGACGCAGCAGAAGGAACGGGAAUUGACACCAGAGUUUCAAAGCUUCAAAAUUGUCACUCUGCAGUCAUCGGUUUCUAACAAUGCUGGUCUUGGACAGAGCCCUUUGUGUACUACUGGCAGCAUAAGUAGCAUCACACAUGCACAAUGCUCAACUAUGGUACCAUCUACAGUAAAACGUGUGGAGACCUCAGAGUCUGACACAUCAGAGGAGUGUGAGUACAAGCCUCGUGUUGACAGUGUUUCAGAGAAUAGCUCUGACUUAUCAACUUCAAGUGAGAGCCCCAUAACAGUGCAGCCUGCAACCUUAAACUCAGCCAAUGAAGUUGAAGGGAUGGAUGAGUCUGGUUUAGGAGAAAGCUGGGAACAAACACUAGAAGAGGCUGAAGGUGCAGCGGGAAAAAUGCCCAACACUCCCUGUGAUGUGGCUGCAUAUGACAUGCAUCAUGCCCAGGUAAAGGCACUAGAGGAAGAAAUAGUAAGAGAAAAGGCUCUGAUGAUGGAAAACACAGUAGAGAGCAGAGAAGAAUUCAGUAAUCAUCAUUUUGAAGGAUUAAAAAAUGAUGCUUCUCCUGAAAAAGAGCAUGUUAUGGGUGCCCUGAAGAAAGAAGUAUCGAAAAACCGUCUGUACCCUGAACUGCCACCCAUGGACUGGAACAAUGUUCCAACGGUUACCCCUCCACCUAAGCCAAGUAGGGCUCCUCUGCCCCCAGAGGAAGAUCAGCUGCUAGUGCACACGCAGAGUGUUUACAGACGCAAAGUGUGCACUCCAAUACGACAAGCAGGGCAGCCUGCAAAACCAUGUCAGAUGCAGUUUCCAUCUCCAGCACAAUCAACCAACCAGUUGGACAUACAAGCUCAAAUAAAAGCUCUGUCCAGGGAAGCAGAAGGUCAGUCAGUGGUGAUGGCUCAGGCAAGCCGAGCUUUGGAUGUGUGUCACUCCACAAUGGAGUUUCUUGGCUCUGCUGAACAAGUGGAAGGAGAACGCCUGCUUUUGCUUGCAACGGAGCGCAGGCAGGCUUGCCUAGCAGAAGUCGAACGACUCAAGACACGUGGUGGCUGUGGAGAUGAUGAAGUGGUCCAAGAGAGGGCCUGUCUGACCCUGAGUCAACUGCAGCUGCCGCUCAAGCGAGAGUUUCUGGCUGCUCAACUCGAAGGAAUUCUUGGGGAAGAUGUGCACUACUUUCUGUGCCUAGUAAAGCAUGGAGCCCAGGUGCUGGCCAGCCAGAUGCUGUCGACCACAGACAAUGCUGGUACCAAUGCUCUUUGCUUCAGUAACCACAUGACUCUGCGGGAUCUCAGGGCAGACUUUGCAGUCCAAGUACAGAUCUAUGCCUUGCAAACUAAAAAAGAAACCUUGUCACAUCAUCGCAAGUACCGCAUUGGUGGAAAGGAUGGCAAGCACAAAUUGACACCUAAAAGCAGCAGCAAAGGAAGUGUUAGCAAGUCUACCCUGUCGCCUGCAACUGUUUGUGCACCAUCAGGCUCAAAAGUAAGGACACCCAGUUUUGGCCUCGUUGGCUCUGUACGAUUUACAGUUGGAAACUGUCGUCGGUCAACUUUCAACCUUGAAAAGGUUCCUCCAAACUCGCCCCUUGAAGGGACACUGCUAGUACAGUUGAUGCUGAGACCUGAACAUCACCACGAGCUUCGAGGAUUCCUGUCCAUGUUUGAAGAAGUGGGAGGAUUUGGUGCAUGGCACAGACGGUGGUGUGUGCUAGCUGAGAACAGACUGUCCUACUGGCGCUACCCUGAAGAUGAAGGCAGCAAGGAACCAGUAGGUCGAUUGGAGUUGAGCCAGUGCACCAGUCCAGAGGCACGUCUGGCAUCACGUGACAUAUGUGCACGACCUCACACAAUAGUUUUGCACAUCAAUGGCAAGGACCACCUGCUGUCUGCUGACACAAGGGAGGAGAGGCAGAACUGGUGCUCUGGUCUGACAAGUGUUUUGAAGAGCUUGCGUACCUGGGCAGGGAUGGGAAACAACUGAUAUUUGAGCACUUUUGGUACCCCCUGAUCAUGUUGCCGCCUGCAUGCAAUCUGGCUAACUGAAGUGCUUUCCUGCGUCUUAGUCAGCUCUGGACAGUGCAAGCUUUCACUGUCGACAAGCUUGAACAUUGUGUGUGGUCAUCAUGCAGGUGCCAGCAUGGUAACACCAGCAUUGAUUUUAGCACUAGUAUCCUAGAGUAGGCUUGCUCAUUGCAUGCUAUAUCAUAAUUUGCCACUGCAUUACUGGUUUGCAGGUGCCAUUUGCAUUUACUUUUGUUUUGUCUUUAAUUAAUCAGAUGGUGAACCUGGAAAAAGAAACUGCUAAUGUUUGCUGAAUAUUUGCGAGGUUCGUUGGCAGUUUCUAUUAAGUUAAAUAUUACAGGUUUUUUUAUAAAGCAAGGCAUGACUGUAAUUGUUAUUACAAUUUGUGAUGCUUUUUCAGGUAGCCUGGAAACCUGAAAACAUUUUUGUUGUGUGUAGAUGAUCGUGCUAAUACUGGCUUCAAGCUUGUGUAGUUGCCAUUGGGUCUCUUGCAUCCCUCCCACUCCUGAUUUUAUGUUCAUGCCGUUUUCGUUUUACGUAAGAUAAGAAUUUAACCUUCUUUUAGCUUUAAUUAGCUGACAGUUGUCCUAUAAGCGUCCAGUCAUGCAUGAAGAGUUAUGCAGGUCUCUCACUAUAUUUUACUAACUCAACAUGGGCUUUCUUAUUAGGAAACAGAAACAAUGUUGUUUCACUACGUUUUUCCUUUUCAAGCUUGUGCUGUUUUUAAUACUUGUGGACAAAAAUUAUUGUACUUAAUUUGACUCAAUCUCAGGCAACUUUGCAUGCACAUGCACUAAGGUGUGUAAAAUGCAAGUAUUUAGGUUUUAUUGUAAUUUGCAGCUAAUUUUGGUCAUGUGCGUUUACCAAUAAAUUAUCAGUAACUAAAGUCACUAUUUAAAAACAUCUUUAAAUAAUAAAGCUAUACAAAUUGGUUUUGAGCUUAUUUGCAAUUAUUUGUUUAUAAGGAGUAAUAUAUAGGCUGUUUUAUAACACUUGCAUGGGCCGGGUAUGAAGCCUAAACUUUGCUCAAGAGAAACCACAUGAUAUUGAGAAACUGGAAUCAUACUCGAAAACAGGAUAGUAAAGCUCUAUAUUAUGCGCGAUUUCCAUCCGAUUAGCUCAAUUAUUAACAAAAAUAGAUCUGUGAGACACAUCUCCCUUGAGUGUUUUAGAGAGCUCAAAUAUUUAAGCAACACAAGAACCAAUGUCACCAUUGUUUAUUGGUGGGCAAAGUGGAAUUUCAGCGUGCAUCAGGAGCAGCACAUCUUGACAUAUUUUGGCCUACGUAUAUUGUGCUAAAUUCAAGGUACUAAUGCUGCUACUCUCGUUCAUUUUUGUGUGGAUUACUUCUUUUGUCAUUGUGCAGUUUGUCUUUUGUCAACAAACUCAUUCAUAACAGUGUUAUGUAAAUGGUUGAAGAAAGUGAUUUUUUAAUGUUUAAAGAAGAAAGGAUUUCAAUAAUAGCGUGAUAUACUGUUAAAAGGAACACACAAGCACUUGAUCAUCAGCAAAUCUUCCUCAGUUGCUUGAUUGGAAGGGCUUCACUUUACAGUAGAGUACUUGUGGUAAGUGGCUCUGGUUGCUCUCUUUGAGCCUGCUAAAUGCAUUUACACUGCUUCUGGCAGCACCCACAGCUGAAGCAACCACAGCCCAAUGUCUGAUCCACGGCAAUGUAUCCUUUAACAAUUGACUGCACUGUAAACCACCAAAUGUAUGUCAUGUGCAAAGUCAGUGUUAGCAAACACUUGCCAUGCCUCCUUGAGAGGCCUCUUGGUGCUGUUUUAAGAAAUUUGGCAUAAUAUGGUGUGUCAUAUUACGUGUAGUUUUAUGGCAAAUUCCAUGAUGCCAGGCUGCGAUAACAAAAAAGGGUAAACCCUAUGGCUAGAAUGCUUCUGCUAGUUUUGAAAAGAAUCAGCUCAAUUUGCAUGUAACAUAAAAGUAUGUUUAGAAUAGCUGUCAGUUGGGCGUGUUGGUAAAUGUUCAUCAUGGAGAAGAACUGCUAAAGCGGAGACUUGGGAAGUACACAGGAAGCACUUUGUCCUGUGCGCUUCCUACGUCUCUGUUUUAGCAGUGCUUUUCCAUCAUAAAAGUAUGUAUGUCUUUCAUUUAAGGGUGUAUAUAUAAGCUUUUUAUUUUGCUCACCUGAAAGGUAGUCUUGUUUGCUUUUACCUUGCCUUAAUUCGCAUAAAGAUGGUUUGUUGAUGGUACAGUUAGUCUGACAAAGUAUUUUAGGUCGAAUCUGUAUGACCACUUGUCUUUAUUUGACAUCCGGGCAGCAUUGUGUUAUUUCUGUAAAUAUUCAUGGCUGAUUAAUUGUAAAAAACCUGGCUUACAAAAGUCAGUUUCUCUUGGCUGUUCAGUGAAGCUUGCAAAUUGUGAUUAGAAUUUGAUAACAUUUAAAAAUCAAAACAAUUUGUACUUCACACACUAAAUUAAAAGAGAUAUGCAUGUGUGACAUUUUAUGCACCAUGUUAUUUCAGCAGCGUUAGGUUGAUGUACUAUUUGUCUGCUUUUAUGCAUUUAGUGUGUUUGGCAUUUCUGCAGCUUUGGUGGAAAUAUUGGUGCAGCAAAAGAUCAGUGAGCUACUUUGGCCGUUUAGAGACUGCUUGUUUUAUGUUAAUACUGACGAAUUACAUUGCAGAAGUAGGAGCACUAUAAUAUGGUUACUUUCGCCAAACGGAAUUUACUGUAUGGUUUUAUGAUGCAGCAAUGUUUACAUCUUUGGAGCCUUGACUCAAUGUAACACGAGGCUGUGGCCAGUGGUUACUGAUACUUCCUGCUCACACAUUUUUGUAUUGGCAACCUCUAACAGAACAUUUAGUGAAUGGGGAAUGUUGGUGUAAUGUUUGUGUUUCUCUAUUUAAGUCACCAUUCAAUUUUGCACUCUUGUGUGCCACAUAAGGGUAAAUAUGUUGUGACUUUUUACUUAUUCAAUUGCAGUACUUUCUCUUUUCAUAUUAUUCUCCUUGGAAAAUGAUGGAAUCUUUGCAACAAAAAUGCUCACUAUAAUUUUUUAAGACUUCCUAAUUUCCUUGUAGUCAAAGUAUUGUAUAUGUGGCUUGCAGCCACCGAUUUCCCCUUUUGAAUUGACUUAACCAUGGUAAGGUAGCAUCAAGUGGCACUUUUUUAGUCCCUCUUGUGUCUUUCUAGGUAGUGUAAUUAUUGUUGGUAAAUGACAAAAUCAAUUUUAUUUUUUUGUACUACUUACGGCACUUUAAACUAUAGAUUUUAAUUGUUUUAUUACAUUUGGAAAGAACCUGGACAACACAGGGGGAUGGACAUGAUAUGCUACUGCAUGCUUGAUGUUUGUUUCCAAAUAAUGCUAAUUAUUGAUUUUGCUUCAAUUUCUUUAUUGCUAUCUUAUAGCUUGUUCAUACUUUUGGAAAUGUGUAAGUAAGCAUGAUAUAUUUUUUAAAUAUCUUAUUAAAAAUUUUAGUUUGACGGUAAUAUCAUUUAUUUGAAACUGUAUUUAGAAUUGUGUUGAUGCUGUCAUGGUUACUUUUCUUUAUUUGUUGUAUUUGUUUGUAUAUAAACUGAACUACUUUAUUACAA
Dermacentor andersoni is the source of this 7046-nucleotide messenger RNA. RefSeq lists its product as uncharacterized. Gene Ontology annotation, cellular component: actomyosin contractile ring. The record is from RefSeq and is a predicted model, not a curated record. Lineage: Eukaryota; Metazoa; Arthropoda; Arachnida; Ixodida; Ixodidae. Gene Ontology annotation, biological process: mitotic cytokinesis; septin ring organization; actomyosin contractile ring assembly.